Penicillium argentinense is the source of this 225-nucleotide messenger RNA. Its product is annotated as 3-beta hydroxysteroid dehydrogenase/isomerase family protein. Bases 1 to 225 code for a protein of 74 amino acids. The transcript has 2 exons. Lineage: Eukaryota; Fungi; Ascomycota; Eurotiomycetes; Eurotiales; Aspergillaceae. The record is from RefSeq and is a predicted model, not a curated record.
AUGGCUCGUGUUCUUCUUACAGGCGGCAGUGGCUUCAUCGCUACUCAUGGCCUUGAGAGUUUGCUCGCGCGUGGUCAUUCGGUCGUGACGACUGUGCGAUCCCAGCAAAAGGCACAGGCAAUCCUACAAGCACAUCCAGAGCUAUCAAAGAACAGGCUUGAUUGUGCUAUUGUCGCAGACAUGGCACAGGACAAUGGUAAGGGGAAAGCCCUUGCAAUCAAUUAA